AUGGACGUGUUAUUCCCAAUUAUCCGUAUACAACAUAUUCCACCAAAUAUACUUUCCCAUAUUAUCUUCACAGCCUAUCAGAGAAGCUCUCUCCGACCAGAGAGCCUCUGUAUCCUUGAAUCUGACUCAGAGAUCGAAGAAUAUGCAAGCCCCGCCAUGCACUUGUAUGACUGCUACGAGAAAUCUGCAUUCCACGGGAAACACAUCGACGAUGUUGUUCGUAUUCUUCGAGAAGGCGUCACUGGAAAUGUAGUAGCAGCAAACUUGUUCUACAUCGCGGACGACCAGACGAUUAGAGAUCACACCUUGCUCCUGGUUCAAGUUCAAGGCGAAGGGAAUGAUACCUGCGUGCUUAGUGUCCGACUCGCACCUGAAUUUGCGAAUGGAAUGGCAAUAUCGAUAUAUGAUCCUGAAUCCCACAUAAAAAUCCAAGAUAUCCAGAAAGAUGUCGAUGAUGAUGGCGUCUUUAGGGGCCCGAGGGAUACCCCAUAUAAAUAUGUUGGGACACCGAGCUACUAUUUGAGUCUUCCAGAGACGCCAGAACAAGGCAAUUAA
Messenger RNA from Penicillium expansum, 555 nucleotides. RefSeq lists its product as uncharacterized. The transcript has 2 exons. Lineage: Eukaryota; Fungi; Ascomycota; Eurotiomycetes; Eurotiales; Aspergillaceae. The record is from RefSeq and is a predicted model, not a curated record. Bases 1 to 555 code for a protein of 184 amino acids.